Recurvomyces mirabilis is the source of this 1581-nucleotide messenger RNA. RefSeq lists its product as uncharacterized. The transcript is spliced from 4 exons. The coding region runs from base 1 to 1581 and encodes 526 amino acids. The record is from RefSeq and is a predicted model, not a curated record. NCBI's taxonomy places the organism in Eukaryota, Fungi, Ascomycota, Dothideomycetes, Mycosphaerellales, Teratosphaeriaceae.
AUGCCUCCCCGAACCUCGACUGGUAACGCAGCGGACUUCACCUUCGUCCCCGUUGAGCUAGAAGAUGGAUCCAAACCACGGAGGACUAAACAGGCGAGGUCUCACACCGCAAGGGUCAUAAGCCGGCGACUUCGGCAUCAAGACAUCAGAGCUCACAACGCGGCAUCGCAAGCCCGUCCUGGACAACCCGGGACCGAGAACGUUGCUGCACUUCCUGCCGAGACUCUGGCGACUCUGUCUGCUUCUUCCCGUGAUGCAGGAUGUCCGGUGAUCAGUCUCGCUGGAAAGACGCCAUCUCCGCGGCCCAUCUCGCCUGUAUUCGGUGGGAUGUCGAUUGAUGCGUUUCACGCUGGAACGUGCACAUCUGCAACUGAAGCUGCCAACUAUUGUCUCAACAUUGACUGGCCGAACUUACUGACCAAGGGCGAAGCAUCGGCUUGGUUUGAGAUGUUCUGCAAGCACCCGGUGAUCAUGCACGGCUUCUGCUAUGCCUCUGCGACUCAUCAGGAUAUUCUUCGAAACCAGGUCUCUCGCUCUUCCCAGAGAGACAUGCUAGCUCACAAGACUGAGACAUUUCGGUUGAUGGGUAAGCUUGUGGCAGAUGCGAAGGAUGAAGACAUCGAGAUCAUCAUCUUCGCUGUUAUGAUCAUGUGGCACUACGAUCUACAGGACCAUGAGAUCCGUGAUGCUGGCUCUUUGCCAUUUCGUCAACACAUGCCCAGCGCCAACUGGCUGCACGUGUAUGGUCGUACACAAGGUGUAGCGACUCACACACGACCCUUGAUGGUAUUGCUUGCUCGAGUGGGCGGUGUUCAAAGCCUGAAGCUUCCGGGCCUUGCAUUCGCUAUCUCAUGUGGUGACCUUAUCGCAGCCAGCAUUGCUUUCCGAAGCCCUGAGCUACCGCAGUAUUGGUCGGCGGCUCUAUCCGUCGAGGAUCUAUGCCUGAAACUUCAGAUUCCUACACCUCCUUGUCCUGGCCAUGGGUUUGUCCGUACCGCAGUGACCCUCUGGCCCGAGGAGACUUUCGACGUCUUGGCUGAUCUGGCUGGCAUAGAUCGAGUACUAGCAGAGGUGCGUACGCGAUCAUUGACUGCCGCGCAGAAGGAAGGCCUCAUCGACACUCGAAAUGCAAUCCAAUAUCGACUCCUUAGCCUAGCGUCGCUCUCAUCAUUCUGUCACGGUCCUCCUUGUAGCGCUCAAGUUGCCUACGAGUGCGGCCGAGUGGCGGCCACGCUCUACUCGAAUGCUGUCAUCUUUCCACUGCCACUCAACACCGGCUGGCACAGGAAUCUUUUGAAGCAGCUGCAUGUUCUCCUGUCUGAUCACGACUGGUUCGCCUAUCUUGCCAAUAGUCCGGAUUUUCUGAUCUGGUGUCUGGUCGUUGGCGGCAUCGCGUCGCUUGGCUCGACUCAGCGCGAGUGGUUCGUAGAGACGUUCCGUUCGAUCGUCAAGAAGAUUUGUAUCAAGGAGUGGGCGGAAGUUGAAGACAUGCUGAAAAGCUUCUUGUGGUCCGAAGAGGCGUGCGGACCCGGUGGUCUCGUCUUGUGGGAAGAGACCACAGGUCGUGUGACUGGACAUUGA